GAACGGACUUUUUACCAGCCAAAAUGGCCGUUUAUUUGUUGGCUCUUGGUUCGAUAACGAGUAUCGGUUUAUUGAAGUUAAGUGUUUUUGUCAAUCAAAUGAAACAGAAUUUCUCGAUAUUCAGUAUUAUCGAUAAGGUUAAAUCGAGUUCGAGCGAUGAACGGAAAUUAUUUCUAAACGAAAAGAACGACUUUCGCUUUCGAUACUCGAUUCUAAUUCUCAACUAUUUGUACUAUUUUCUCAGCCGAACGGUUAUCUGUUUGGUGGCCUCUUUUUACUGCACGGUAAUUGUGGCCUAUUAUUCAUCGUUCUUAACGGCGGCCAUUCAAUUAUUCUGGACUCUAUUCGAAGGGGUCUCAGUAUUUCUAGGCCUAAGUUGCUGUCUCUGGGCAACGACUCAUCUAAUAAUGGGCUGGGUCUAUUGCGUUUGUACACUUGACACUUCCAUUGAAAUCGGUCAGAAAGUGACACGACGGUCGGCUGAUUGUAGGGAAUCUUCAUUACGAGCAUUUUAUUAUCGACAAAAUUAUAUUUACAAUAUGAUUCAAACGCUGAAUAAACAGUCCGCUGGACCGAUAACAAUGACUUAUGUAUUGGCCUCCGUUGUUAGUGUUUUCUGUUUCUUUUUCUCGGCCUAUUAUGAUUUCGGUGCUAAAUUUUAUAACAUUGCUUUCAAUACGAUUGCUUUGACCUGUUUCAUAGGAAUCAAUUCCCUCAAUACAACCGGAGCGAGAGUAGUAAUCAAGGUCAAUACGAUCCAUCGGCUAAUCUACAAGUUGAUUCUUUCAGUGCCUCAUCCGUUGGCACUUCGAUUAAAGGCCUUAUCCACAUUGGAUCGACUUUCCCAAGGCCAAAUGGGCUUUUAUAUUGGUCCACUAUUUUGUAUGGAUAAUUAUCACCUUCUUGUGUACAUUUUGGAAGCGAUCAUGUUGUACAUUCUGUUCGUAACCAACAUAACGUUAACUGGAAUUCAAAUGUAAUAAAAGAAACCGACGAAAAACAUUCGAAUAGGAUCCAAAUUUUCUUCUAAGAAAUUCAGAGUUCUAAUAAAUGUACAAGUGAUUUAAAUCAUUCAAUUGGUUCAAAGUAAAAUGAUUACAAGUUCAUUGAUUGAUCAUGAAAUUUGAGGAACAAAUUUUGAUAUAAGUUCUUUGAUCGGAAGUAAAGGCGACUAACAAUCACCGAGGGUUAAACUU
Molecule: messenger RNA, 1196 nt
Organism: Panonychus citri (citrus red mite)
Lineage: Eukaryota; Metazoa; Arthropoda; Arachnida; Trombidiformes; Tetranychidae
Exons: 3
Coding region: 24-980 (318 amino acids)
Source: RefSeq, a predicted model, not a curated record